Molecule: messenger RNA, 3671 nt
Organism: Capsella rubella
Lineage: Eukaryota; Viridiplantae; Streptophyta; Magnoliopsida; Brassicales; Brassicaceae
Exons: 4
Coding region: 385-3378 (997 amino acids)
Source: RefSeq, a predicted model, not a curated record
CUUCUUCUUCUUCUUCAUCUCUCUCUCUCUCUCUCUCUCUCUCUCUCUCUCUCUCUCUAAAAGAAGCCAUUUUCUUUUUCCUUCUUCAGCCAAGAAAAACCAUCUAAGGUUUGUCUAGAUACCAUCCAUCUUUUUUGAUCAAAUCGAUCUUCAGUUUCUUAUUCUUCCUCUUUCUUCUUGGUCCUAAAGUUUGUGGAUUUAGUUAUUCUUCUUCCUACUUCUUGAUCUCUCUUUUUUUUUCUCCCAAUUUCAAGAUCCAAAUCUAGAUUUCUACGAGAUGGGAGGAGGAGUCAUUAGAUUUGGCUAAGGUGGAUGAUAAAGAUCUGGUGUUAUGCAGAAGUAUUUGGGAAACGAAGAGGCAAAUAGUAACAGUGGAAGAAUCAAAUGUUCUUAUCCACUGAGAACCCACCAAAUGACCCACUUUUUUCUUCUUCUUCUUCUCAUUUCCUACAUCUCACCACUUCUUCCCAUGAGUUAGGUCAAUCCCAUCUCUCCAAUUUCUCCAUCAGAGAUUACGCAUAUAGUAACAGGAAGAACAACAUCAAGAACAAUUGGCCAUUUUCACCAAAAAGUCUUCACCUUUUUUCAACUCAUGGCGUAACUGAUCCUUUGCCACCGUUUCAGAGAUUUUCUACUGUAAGUAAUCAGUUUGAGAACACGGCUAGUUCAUCGUCUGGGAAGCAAAUUGUAUCCUAUGUUCAUCAAGGAAGAGACUUGGCUAAACUUGGGUUAAAUCAGUCCUUAGCAGAGACUAGUAAAGGAGGUUGUAGCCAAUCAAGAAUCAUUGAGAAUGGUUUGUUUCCGAGUACCAGUAUUUCCAAGUCUGCAGUAGAGAUAGUAGUAGCUACUACAAGUAACAAGAGCAAUCACCACAGUAGAAAGUGUGGAAGAGGGAUGGUGAAAUCUAAAGAAGAUAGUUGCGGCGGCGGUCUUGUGACGACUUCUGAAUCUACAAUGGCUUCAAAGAUAUGUCCUAUUUGCAAAACCUUCUCAUCAGCUUCCAACACUACUUUGAAUGCUCACAUUGAUCAGUGUUUGUCUGUUGACUCAGCAAUGCCACCGGUUGUUGACUCAGCACAGCCACCGGUUGUUAGUAGUAAGCCAAGCAAGCCUAGGAGUAAGCCACGGGUGAAAGUUAAAACAAUGGUUGAUAUCUACGCUUCUGCGAAAGAAGGCACAUUAGAAGAUCUUGAUAAAAGAAAUGGAACAAAGUGGGUGUCGAUUUUAAGUUGCACUAAUCGGGUUGUUGGUGAUAAGUCUGAAGUCUCUAAGAAGCGGAAAGUUUCGCCUGUUGGAGUUGGUCCGGUUUAUAUCGAUGCCAAGGGCCAAAAAUUGCGGAUUUUAUCAGAGUUCAGCGAGAAAAAGACUUGUUGUACUGUGUCCAGAGAGCAGCACGACAAUGGUAGUAGUGAAAACAAUCCUUUCAGCCAAGGUAGUAAUGGAAACCAUAAAUGCUUGAGGAAAAAUCGUCGAGGAAGGAAACCUCACAAGUAUGUUAAACUAAUUAAUCAAAAAGGCAAUACCUCAGAGCAGAUACCGGAGUAUCAAAGAGGGUUUUCUGGAGAAGGUAGUAGCACGGGUCAUCGUAGAAUCUAUAAUCAGCGGAUGCUAACAAAACAUGGUCUGAUUUCGAAGAAGCUAAAAGAAGAAGGACAUAAAUCUUAUAGUUUGCGGGAUCAGCCGUCUGAAGAUGAUGAUGUUACAUGGUCAGGAGGAGAUCCUAUUUUGUCGAGAGGUACUGAUUUGUCUGCCACAAACUCUUAUGCUUUGAAUAAACAGAAGCUGGGGAGCGAAAUUGCUAGAAAGAAUAAGACUUUAGUUAAGAGUAAAAGAGUUCAAAGUCGUUCAUUGAGAGUCCGGAGGAGUGAAAAUGAGGAGGGAUCACUUGAGGGAGUUCAUGUAAACACUCUCCGAGUGAAAAAGACUCUUCCUUUGAUUCAAAAAGAUAAGUUUCCACCUGCAAAGAAUUUCUGCUCAAAUGCCUUACAAGUAUCAGAUGCAUCUCCUCGUGCGACUAGCAUGAGAAAGUUGUCCUCACCAUUUGUACCAAAUGCCUGGAGGCGACUAUCUAUGCCUGUAGAGCUAAACAAAGCUCGGUUGGAUUUCUCAGAGGAAGAAGAUGAAGAAGAAUUAGGGAAAUGGGAAUCUGAAAUGACUCAAGAACGUGAGCUGUCAGAUGAUGAUUACAUUUCUGGUGAUAAGGGAGAAAAAGAUGAGGUCUUACUGAGAUCAAAUCCUUCAUCUAGUGGUUACGAUGAUUAUAAUGAUGACGACGAAGAAAAUAGUGAAGAGGAAGAAGAUUUUAACCAAAGAACUCAUGAGUUGGAAAAAACCGAUGAUACAGGUGCUGAGUUCGACCAGACAGACAGUCCACCAUCUAAUGAAGGCAUACCUAGCGACCGAGCAAUGUAUUACUCCAAGGAAGUUGGGAAUAUGAUGUACGGGCAAACCUCUUACAAGGAGGAUGUGAGGUUUGGUUCUGAAGUGGGACAAGGAAGCUUAUUUGUAGAGGUUGAUACUAUUCCCAUUCCAGGACCUCCAGGAUCAUUUUUACCAAGUCCUCGGGAUAUGGGUUUUGAUGAGAAUCUUGGGAACUCGUCGGUUAUCACAAGCCAAAUCCAAUCUUCCAUGGAUCAGCGUGACAGAAACUCAUCUGAAUCACCUGUUUCUGCAGUUUCAAACUUUGCACCUGGUAGAUUAAACUUUCCCGCGGAGUUAUCUUCUUCAAUCCAAGAACGUUUCUCCCCAGAUAUUCCUCUGUCCUCCUACUCAACAACCCCAGUGAGCUUUUGUGUUCCAUCUCAUCAUGGGACAAGCGCGGAAGUUGAGCCAAUGACCGUUGACAAUACAACGACGCCUUCAGGAUAUAGAAACAGUGAUCAUGAGUCUUGUUGUUGCCAAAGAAAAGAAAGAAUCCACGAGGGCAUUACUUUCAAUCAUCAAGCAUCUCAUCUACUGCAGCGAAGAGCAGCUUCUUCGUCAAUUGCCAUGAGCUUAAGAAAGUCACCAACACGUGUCGAUCCAAACCACCCAUUUGUGCAUCCAUACAAGAUCCAACAAGAUUUGGAUCUUCAGAGUAAGUUGUCCAGCAGAACGAAUCUCAACGCUGCUGUACCUCCAAGUCCUUCUAACCCAGUUUUACGGUUAAUGGGAAAAGACUUGAUGGUCAUGAACCAAGGAGAAGCAGAUGAAGGUGCAUCACAGUCUAGCUUAACACCAACUCCUCAGUUUCUUGAUCCUCCUUGCACUGGAACGGGCUUAUACUUCAACGCAGGUCCCUAUAUAACAAACAAUUUCGAGUCAACACAUCAAGCCCAAGCACAAGCUUCAGCAUUCAGAAACAAUUUUGAUCAUGUAAGGUACUUUUCUCCGAGCUAGUCACCCUAAAGUUUCGACCUUCAAUGCAGAAGCAACCGAGAAGUGGAUUCUCUUACGAAAACCGAUCAUCGAACACAGGUGCAUUGGGUUUCUUAUGUAGAUUUUCCUAAUGUCCUAGGGCAUUUUCUGUGGUUCCAUCUCUUUCUGCAGAGACUUUGUGUAGUUUACUGUUUACGAAAAGAAAAACAAACACUUGAAAAUAACAAACACUCUGUAGAAGAUAAGUAACUUUAAGGCUUUCAUUGCCACACUAAAGUUGUCUAAAGUUAUAAACUUAUAGUUUAUCUUUAACU